CAUUUAUCAUUAAAUGAUUGUACCUGUUGUUUUAGAAAACGACCUUGAACACUUUUUCCGUUGUAAUUCUAACAUGGCGUGACACACUUUCGGUUGUUCGCAAAUACACUACUACGCACAUACCCAUUGUUCUAUUCUCGCUCGUUACCAAGUCAAUUGCGUUCUAAACUGGAUAUUAUCCACAUUUUAGACUGCUGUGCCAUUUCCAUUAUAUCCUACGUCAAAGAAACUUAUUGGCGUCAUAUUUACCUCUGUGGAAUUAUUACUCAUUUAUAAUUGUGGAUUUUUGGGACCAAAACUCAACAGAAUACGCAACGACUAGCUGAUUUAAACCUUGUGAUAUUCUGAAAAAGUGUAAUGAAACUGGCAUUCGUAACUGGGUCAAACAAAGGCAUUGGAUAUAGCAUUGUUGAAAAGCUUGCAGAAUUUUAUGGGACAUCAGGAGAGUGGGAUAUUUAUCUAACAGCUCGAAAUGUUGAGCUUGGUCAGGAAGCUGUGGAGAAGCUCAGUAACAAGGGCCUGGAUGUUAAAUUUCAUCAACUAGAUAUAACUGAUCGAGAUAGUCGAAAAGCGUUCCUAACAUUUGUAGAGAGAAACUAUCCUAAUGGAAUCAACAUUGCAGUGAAUAAUGCUGGAUUUGCCUACAAAGUUAACUCCACGGCUCCCUUUGGCGAGCAAGCACGAGUUACGGUGAACACCAACUUCACAUCAACCAUUGAUUUCAUGGAAGAGUUCAUUCCUUUGUUGGCUAAACAUGCUAGGGUUGUCAAUGUAUCUAGUUCUGUUUCUCUAACCAGUCUCAAGAAACUUAGUGAUGAUCUUUACGAAAAGUUCGUUAGUCCAAUCAAUCUUUUGGAACUUCGAAAGCUCGUCUCCGAGUUUGUUAAGUCCGCUGAGGAUGGUACUUAUUCUGAAAAAGGUUGGCCACAAAAUGCUUAUGGUGUGUCUAAAAUAGGCCUUACAAAGGCUUCAUUUAUUUUCGGUGAAAUGCUGAAAGAUGAUCCAAGAGGGAUUGUGAUAAAUUCGUGUUGUCCUGGCUAUUGCGAUACUGAUAUGACUAGUCACAAGGGAACCAAAACAGCUGAUGAGGGUGCUGAUACACCUUUUUACUUGGCCACUUUACCUAUUGAAUCAAAGGAACCAAUUAAUCAGUUCGUUUACGAAAGGAAGGUGGUCAGGUGGUCUAAAUGAUCUUCAGGCCAAUUUUACUUUUCUCGGGAAUGUAAACAGAAUGUUAUUGACUAGUUGUACUAUUUCGCAAUCUGAAUCACAAUAUUUUCUUGACGUGAUUCCUCUACUAGUAGUAAUUUUUCUUACCUAUUACUGCGUUUUCCCUUGGUACCUCACGUGUUAUCAUAGGAUUUAUAAUUUUAUGAGUUUAUCUAAUUCGUUUCAGUAAGAUUCAUCCUCAUAUUAAGAGUUCAUUCCGGCCGAUGCAUAUAAUUUCAGUGUGUUUUUACGUGGUGUAUGUUAUUUCUUGACUGUAUGUGGUCGUUUGAACAUCUGUAUUGCCAUUUGAGCAGGAUUCGUACUACUUAACGGUGUUAAUACACAGACGAUGCAACCAUACAGAUCGGCUAAUAACCUAAUCUUUAUGAAAUAGAUGUCCAACCGUGUUGUUCAUCGAUCACGUGAUAUUUUUGAGUUCUUGAUUUAGUGACUCGCUUUUAAGGUAUAUUAUCUUUAUUUAGAGUGCGUUUACUAUUGGAUAACGUGGACCAGGUAUGUGUCACGCAAACGAAGAUAUUUUAUAACACAUUCUCCAAAAUUUUUCCUUACUGUUUGGAUUUUGUUUCUUCACUGGCCAUCCAGUCGGUAAUCAUCAUUACAUGGACGUUCAUCCUGAAAACUCAGGGCUCCAAGUAGCAUCACAAUAUUUCACGAAUUAUUUUCAAUGAGGCAGUUCACUGAAAGUCAAAACAAAUCACUUAUGGUAUUGUAGCUUACAUCAGAAUGCUAAUAAACGAAGUUUGCUAAGGGACGUUACUGACAAAGCCAGUUUCUUUUCACAUUGUUUAGAUCAUUCGACCUAAAAAAAUGAACUGUUUUUGAGGAUCCAGUUACUUUGUACUCGCUACACUCUAGUGCGCUAGGUGACGCUAGCGAAGCCUAGUGUCAAUACUACAUAGAGUUUCGUGGGACUAGUUUUCCGAACCAUCCGAUGGAGAGCAAACUUAUAAUGCUACUCCAGAAUUGGGAGUUAAGGUUCCUGGUUUAACGAAAAACGAUAAUGAAACUUUCGAAUGACAGUGAAACUUAUCUGUUUCCCGGUUGCGGUGUUUUUACUGACUGAUGAUUCCUUCGUACUUAAGUUGCGUUAUUUCUGGGAUUCCUAGCUUUUACUAUAAUUCAAAUAUUCCUAAUUAUCACAGAUAACAAACACUGUAAUUAGGAUUUUAUGAAGUUAAGUGUUUCUAACGAUCGGCAAUUUCGAAGGGCGUUUCCCACAUCUAUAGGCGAUCAUAUAUCUCUCUUCGUUUGUUUCAUGACUUUUUGCUGACACAGGGAGCACAGAAUCUAUUCAUUCAAAUAGUUUGUUAUUGAUUGUAAUUCCUCAUACAUGAUUUGUAUGUCUGUUUACUAAACAGGAUGUCACUACUGGGAUCAAAGAAUUUGAAAAGGCUUAAGUUACGUUGCCUUCAUUAGCUUCUUCAGAAGAUUUUGGUGCUUUACUUAAAGGUUUGAUAGUUGUGUGCAAUAAAGACAGUGGAUGGACUAAAAUCUAGCCUAUAAAACUAUAAGUACAGGAUGCUCCAGUCUUUCUUAGUGAUAUGAAUGAAUGAUGCGAAAUUGCAUCUUUUUUAUUUAGUGUGAU
Messenger RNA from Schistosoma mattheei, 2815 nucleotides. The record is from the annotation of a GenBank genome assembly. NCBI's taxonomy places the organism in Eukaryota, Metazoa, Platyhelminthes, Trematoda, Strigeidida, Schistosomatidae.